Molecule: messenger RNA, 1285 nt
Organism: Gadus chalcogrammus (walleye pollock)
Lineage: Eukaryota; Metazoa; Chordata; Actinopteri; Gadiformes; Gadidae
Gene: lrrc75bb
Product: leucine rich repeat containing 75Bb
Exons: 5
Coding region: 272-1285 (337 amino acids)
Source: RefSeq, a predicted model, not a curated record
CUAUAUACAGUACCGCCGGCUAUGACAACACAUCGUGGUAUCCUGCUGUUAUAACAAUAGAAAUUACUACUAAACUUGAAAAGAAACGUUAUUUUAAGAUAGGGCUUUUCAAAAGAACAGCGACUUCUUGUCCACCGUACAGGGUGAGGAGGGUUAAGAAGCGGUUGGUGUCGCGUUGUUUCACAAACCAAGUUGAAACGUGCUAGUUAUGGCUACAUUGCGCCCAAUGAAUUUGUCUGCGAGUUCAUCAAAGCGUCUUCUCUGAGGGUUAAUGGGUUCUAAGUUAACCAGACCAAGUAGCCUGGACAUUGACGGCCAAUUGUCCAAGAGGAGACGUCCGAGGACGGAGGGAUGCGGAGACUCGGGGAGAAGUGCAGGCGGAGGUGGAGCAGGCUUCGCGUUCCCGUACCUCACGCUCCGGUCAGACAAGCUCCCAGGGUUGCUGCGGAAAACCAACCAUAGUCCGUACGUGCGACGAGUCGCCUGGAUCCGUGAGAUGCAAACCCUUCUGGGCGACCAGAAGACGGAGCAGGCAGCCGAAGUGCUGACAUUGUUGAGAAAGGAUCUGGGCCUCCAGGCGACGUCCCUCAACCACAUCUUGUACAAAAACGCAGCUUUCCUCCACCUGGUGGACCCCAUCUCCCACGAACUGCUGCUCCACCUCGCCAGGGACAUGCACUGCCCGAAAAGGGAGGCGGAGUCCUUAAAGUCCACCAACAAGAUGUGCAGACAGCUGAUGUUCCACCUGACGCCUCACUCCAAGUGGACUCGACAAAGCGUGCCGCGGAGGAAGCCUCAGGCCUGCCUAAAGACCACCUUGGACAAGAAGCCGUCGGGCGACGUCGUCAACCUGUCGGGGACCCCCCUCUCGGGCCGGGACCUCCGACGCCUGGCCCGCCACCUGCAGGGCGCAGGCGCGGCAGGCGGGGCUGGCGAGGGGACGGUGUCGGCCGUGGACCUCAGCUUCACGGAGCUGCGGGACGAGGGGCUGCGGCUGCUGCUGCCCGGCCUGGCCGGCCUGCCGGGUCUCACCACGCUGGCCGUCAACGGCAACCGGCUGACGGCGGCCGUGCUGAAGGACCUGUCGGAGGCCCUGAAGGACGCGGGCCGCUUCCCCAGCCUGGCCUGGGUGGACCUGGGCAACAACGUGGACAUCUGCACCGUGCCCCAGCCCCUGCUGGUGGGCCUGCGCCGGCGCUACGGCCUGCGCGGCAGCCUGCCCACCAUCCACGAGCGGCGCCACGGCGACCCCAGGACGACGGCAGGAGAGGCGGGGCGUCACUAG